Molecule: messenger RNA, 3078 nt
Organism: Brienomyrus brachyistius
Lineage: Eukaryota; Metazoa; Chordata; Actinopteri; Osteoglossiformes; Mormyridae
Gene: cuedc2
Product: CUE domain containing 2
Exons: 9
Coding region: 155-1003 (282 amino acids)
Source: RefSeq, a predicted model, not a curated record
CGUCUAAUGGGAAGCGCUAUCGGGACGCUGAGCUUUCGCUGAUUGGACGCAUCCGUCAAAGAAGAACCAGUGGAAAAGGACGCGAGGUUUUAAUCGUAUCUUCAAAUGGAUUUCACUCGGACCGCCAUUUUCUUAGUCCCGCCCUUUCCAUAAAAUGGAUCUUCAUAAGAUUAUUCAAGAUACGUUGAAUGAGUUCAUCCAGGCGUGUAUACCAAACGCAGAUUUAAGCUUUCUGGAUGACGUGCUUCUUUCCUACAUCACUGGUGUGCUGGAAAACUUGGGCUCUCGGGACAGUAUGGAGGAAAACUUUGAUGUGGAUGAUUUUGUUGAAAUGCUAGAAGCAUACAUUCCUGGCUUUGCUGGAAUUGAAGGGGUAAAAGUAUGUGAGAUGAUAUUUCACUUGGCAUCAAAACUAGCUAGAGCACGAGGAGAAGAUAAUGGCCUACCAAAGAUGGCAAUAAAGGAAUCGUAUUUAAAUGAAAGUACUGUCUCACCUCGUGGGAUUUCCAUGCAAGAAACACAGGGCUUAUUAUCAAUGGAAGAGGGAGCUACAGCUAAGGAGAAUAGUAUUGGAGGAGAUGCCCAGAUGCAGCAGCUCCUUGAGAUGUUCCCUAAAUGCAGCGUGACAGAGGCCAUGGGUGCCUUAUCCAUUGCCAAGGGAGAUAUGGAAGAAGCUGUUCGGCUCAUCAUAGAGGGAGAUGUUCAGCUCCGUCAUGAACAUCCUCUUAAAGUGAAACAUUGUAAAGCUGUUUCACCACAAGCCGAUAAAAAGUUGAAAGCAAGCAUUCUUGAAAAGUAUAUGUUAGUAGAUGAUGAAGAAGAUAAGAAAAUUCACAGGCCUGUAACACCCAAAGAAGCUCCCAAAAAACUGGUGCGUUAUCAUGGUGGUCAAGUGGUGACAACCAAAGGGGAAAAAUAUCACCAAGUCAAGAAUGAACAGACUGAGGAAAUGAAGAAAACUUACAUCAGUCUUAAACCAGCACGCAAGUAUAGAUUCCAUUGAUAAUUAGGAGACUAGAUGGCUUUGUGGGUGUGAUUCACAUUUCAGACAAGGUACCAUAGCAAAUGAAAGGUUUGCUUUACUGUGGAAGUGUUUAUUAUCUUUAAAGGCAAACAGAUAGGUCAUUAUUGGACAUGUGAGUGCUCUGUUCAUGAGAUGACUAACCCAUAAUUGCACAUUCCUGUUAAAUUUUUAAAGUUUUAAAUCUUCAAUUUUAAACUUUAUUGAAGUCUUUGGUGUACCAAAGUAACUGGUUCACUAAUAGCAUUUAUCUGCCAAGGUAAAAAAUAGUAAAUCAUUAAAACCAGUAGGUUACCCUGGUACCAUCAUGUUUUCAAACCAGAGUAAUUCUGUGUAAUCUCAUAAUAGGAAGCGUAAUGGUAAUCUGGGCCAGUUUUAUUCCUCUGAUUUUUUUUCCCUCUUGUUAGGAUGUAUAUUUUAGAUUUACCUGAAUGACCUUUAAGAUGCAUGUUCUUUAUUUUUAUAUACGUGUGGAUUAAGGGUAUGUAUAUAUGCACUGAGACAUUUUAAAAAUAAGGAAAAUGUUAUUUAAGGUAUCUAAGAACCAGAGAAAUGUUAAUGUCGAACUACAUCUUUUUAAUGUAUGUUCUCUUGCAAUAACCAGUCUCACAUGGUUCUAGUAGCAUUUUAUUGGUGGUAGAUGUAAUUUGGUUUUGUAUGCUAUUUUUUGUUGACAAAUUGGAAUAGAUAUGUUUUCCUGUAUAUUUUUUUUAGGUAAAGGUCUUUUGCCUCAUGAAUAUUAUGUAUGUAUAUCAGUCACAGGAAGGUACUGUUUUUCAUUACUGAAUUAAUUUUGUCAUUAUUUGUGUUCGUUUUUGAAUUAAAAUGGCUUGUUUGCAUAUUUGCAAGCUAAACAUGAGAGUAAAAAAAUGUGUGGUUACUUGACUUUCAGAAUUUUGGAAAUGUAACCGAGAUUAUAUUAGCAGAGGGAGUGGACAUUUUUGGGUAACUUUUAUUUUCAAAUUGAAUAGUGAGCUUAGAGGAUACCCACUAUCUUUUUUGUUGUAAGUAUGGAUUGUGAUUCAGAAACAUUAUAGAAGAACGGUUUGAGUGGGUUGUACCGUGUGACCUUACCACUAGAUGUGUGGGUUCAGUUACUGAAUUACAUGGCUUUCACCUGUUCUGGGUGGGCUUCCUCCGAGUGUCCAUCUAUUCAUGUUCCAUACCACUUGCCUAAUAGGCUGGUCUAAACAAUAAUUGGUCGUCAAUUUCAAUGAAUACUUUCCCAUCCACAGCAGAGUUUAUCUUUGUCAUUACUUUUAAUUUAAGAAUUAAUAUCUGGUGAAUGUUUCCGAUGCAAACCGCUUUCCCAUUAAUUUUAUCAUAGGUGUAAUAAGCAAAGAUGGAGUAUGCUUUGUGAAAUUCAUUGUACUUCAAUCUAUUCAUCAAGCAUCAACUUAAGACCACAAGGCCUUGUUUAAAUUAUUGGUGGAACUCUCACUCUCCACAACUGAAAUGACUACUGACACUAAUAAGCCUAUGGGUGGCACUGUUCAUCCAUUCUAAAACCAUACAGCCUAUCUAGUAAAUGGAUGUGGUGAGGCUGUAACAUUUCACAGACAGUGCAGAGGAACAUCCUGGACUUAAUAGACGUUAAACAGGCCAUGUACUCGCAUCCAACGUUCACUUAAUUGCAUGUUUUUGGACAAUGGGAGGAAGCCCAUGCAAACUUGAUCUCCAUUCACACAUAACGAGGGAAGGAACUGAACCCACAACCCUGCAGGGUAAGGCUACAAUGCUAGUAUAAUUUUAAUAUAGUACGUGGGAAACUUUCCAAAUUAAAAUGAACUAACAUGAUUGGCAAUAAUACAAAACUAGCAGCACCUCUAAAAAUGUAAAUGGCUUAGGGCUGUGUGAAAGUAUAAAUUUUGUACAGCUGUUUAAUGUGAUUUUGAAUUGCUGGAGGUAAGACAAGGUAAAUGGUUAGACAGGGAUAUAAACAACAUUCCCUUAUCAGAGACAGAAAACCGGCUAUUGAUGCUGCCUGCCUCAGUGGCAUUCCCAUUUAUACUACAGAGCAUUUUUGCAAUUUGUCCUGUUAUAUGUUGUAAUUGCUG